UCUGCGUCAGCAUCCUUGGCUCCGAUUCAGAUCUCAAGACCAACCUCAGAAUUCCCCGAAUGGCCUGCUAGACAAUCCGAUAUAGACAAAGCCAGACAAUUCCUGCAGAGGGCAGCACGAGCGGCUGGUGAUGAGGGUAGUGAAAAGAUUCUGCUAAUACCGGACAAAGAUGCGGAUGGAUUAUCAGCAGGAUGUAUAGUCAAGCGAACUUUGAUCCGUCUAGGUGCAAAUCCAGAGAACAUUGUAUUGCAUCAUAUACCCGCUGGGAAGGCACCGUCUGCUGAUGAGGAGUUGCAGUCGUAUAAUGCAAGGUGGAUCAUUGUUCUGGAUCAAGGUAGCGUACGCGGGCCAGCUUUAGUACCGGGAGGCGAGCUUGGAUGGGAAUCUGAUGACGAGAAAGCGGUACGAACGAUGGUUUUGGAUCAUCACCACGUCAAGGAUUUGGAUCAUGACUGUCCGACAGGCGCAUUGCUGCUCAAUGCAAGUCAUCACAGUCCAGUCUGCACCUCUGCACUAUUGGCCUGGUGUGUCUGUAGACCAUUUUGGCCGGAUGAUAUGGGAGGCGCAGGAGAGAUUGAUUAUUUGGCUUUGAUUGGUACAUGCGGUGAUUUGAGUAUUAACGUUUCUUGGGAUGCACCUUGGCCUGAUUUUGAGCCAGAGCUAAAACGAUGGGGAAAAUCAAAGAUUGGAAAAGUGGUUGCAAUGAUCAAUGCACCGCGUAGGACACCCUUACAUGAUGCUUUUGUUUCAUGGAAAGCACUCGAUGUGAGUGAAUCACCUUUGGAUGUUUUGGAUGCGGAAAAGAAUCCAAGUUUCGAACGUUUAAAUGAAGCGAGAAGGUUGGUUGCGUCUGAAACGGAAAAGCAAACGCAUACACCGCCUAAAUUCAGCAAAGAUUCAAGAGUUGCCUUGUUGACAAUCUCUACGCCAUAUCAAGUACAUCCUUCCAUUGCAACACGGUGGAGCGGAACAUUAAAAGGUGCAAAACGGUUGGAGAUCGUCAUGUGUGCCAACACGGGAUUUGACGGGCAAAAAGAACGGUACGUGCACUUUUCCUGUCGGAUUGCCAAUGCUGCCAAAGCGAGAGGAGAGAAUCCGAACAUUAUUGAGCUACUAAACGAUUAUGCGGCUCGUGAUCCUUCUUUUCUCGAUGAUUUACGUGAGAGCGGUCAAGGCUCAUUCGCACGAGGACAUCGUGAAGCAUCAGGAGGGAUCCUUUCGCCUCCUUUUUGGCGUAGAUUUGUUGAUAUUAUGCAAAUAGGAGUGAAACCUACACCACCUCCUGAUAGUAUUGGAAAGAGUCCAAAGAAGCAACAAUUACCACCACAAAAUAACAAACUG
Molecule: messenger RNA, 1341 nt
Organism: Meira miltonrushii
Lineage: Eukaryota; Fungi; Basidiomycota; Exobasidiomycetes; Exobasidiales; Brachybasidiaceae
Product: DHH phosphoesterase
Exons: 3
Source: RefSeq, a predicted model, not a curated record